Mitosporidium daphniae is the source of this 1611-nucleotide messenger RNA. RefSeq lists its product as uncharacterized. Gene Ontology annotation, cellular component: nucleolus. The record is from RefSeq and is a predicted model, not a curated record. The transcript is spliced from 4 exons. Gene Ontology annotation, molecular function: nucleic acid binding; ATP binding; RNA helicase activity. Lineage: Eukaryota; Fungi; Microsporidia. Bases 1 to 1611 code for a protein of 536 amino acids.
AUGAGUUUGCCAAGCUUUGCCGAGUUGUCGCUUGACAUUUGCCUUGAAAAGGCUCUUUUGAAGGCAGGUUAUCUAGAGCCAACUCCCAUCCAAGCCCAUGGUCUUCCGAUUAUUUUGAAACAAAAUUUAGAUAUCUUUGUUCACGCAAAAACUGGAUCUGGAAAGACCCUUCUCUAUGUUCUUCCUAUUUUGAAAGAAUGCUUACAAUGGGCAUCGGCCGUGGGUUCGCAAAAGGAGAUUUCUAAUCAGGGAAUCCGCGGAAUUAUUCUAGUGCCCACCAGGGAUUUGGCCCAGCAAGUUUUGGGGGUUUUUAAUUCCAUUAUGCGCUAUUGCCCUAAUGAAAUUCAACUCGUUAAUUUGUGUGCAGAUUCUUCAGAAUUAUUCAAAAAAUCUUUGUUAUCUUUACAGCCUUCUAUUGUUUUGUCUACCCCGUCUCUUCUUUGUAAAUUUAUAAAUAACAAGGCGAUCAAUCUUAAUGUAGCUUGUUUCAAAUAUUUCGUUAUUGAUGAAGCUGAUUUUAUCCUAGGAAUUGGCUACCAAAAUGACCUUGACAGUAUCCUUGCGGCCAUACCGCAAACUUGCACUCGAAUUCUUCUUUCUGCCACCCUUGAUGAGGAAAUCGAUUGCUUGAAAAAAAAAUUCCUAUCUAAACCGCUGCAAGAGGAAUCACAUUCUGAAGAGUCAACCCAAAAGGGCUCAAUUUCCCACUUUUUCUUGCAUCUUGAUACGAUUGAGGAUAAAUUUCUAUUGACUUUAGUUCUUUUUAAAUUCAAACUGAUCUCGGGAAGAAUCCUAAUUUUCACCAAUUCCUCUGAUACUGCAUAUAGGCUGAAACUGUUUUUGGAGGCAUUUUACAUUAAAGCCUGCGUACUAAAUGGGGAGCUGCCCUUCACAUCUCGGUAUAACAUCAUCGAAGAGGCUAACCGAGGCAAAUUUGACUGUAUCAUUGCUGUUGAUCAGGUCGACUUGAAGCCGAAAAAGCCCCAAAAAUUGGCAGAAGACGAGUUCGGGGUAAGCCGAGGAAUCGAUUUCAAAGGCCUUUCCGUGGUGAUUAAUUUUGAUAUCCCCACCACGGUCAAGGCAUAUUGUCACCGUGCUGGAAGAACCGGAAGAAAUAUUGCACACGGGACAACCCUUUCCCUGAAGAGCGAUUCGGAGGCCUCAGACUUUGAAGGAAUUGUACAGUUUUUAAAGAAGCAUCAAGUUGAAAUGAAACCUUUUUUAUUUGAUAUCGCUCAGGUGGAAGGUCUCCGCUAUAGAGCGAUGGAUGUGUUGUCUGGGAUAACUGCAAAUUGUCUCAACGAAUCCAAGGUGAAUGAUUUGAAAAAUCACAUUUCCAUUUCCGAAAAACUAAAAAACCACUUUGAAGCCAAUCCUCUUGACCUGAAAUCUCUCAGGCAGGACAAAGAUCUUCGAUCCAAGAAAAACAAAUCACAUCUGAAGCAUAUUCCCGAUUAUCUUCUAUCCACUUCGGCCAGGGGAAUAUCUUUGCCAAAGUUAGAUUCUGAGUUCAAAUAUUCCCUCUCCAAAACAACGGCUUUUUCUGCUACAAACCAUUCCAAGCUAAAAAAGAAAAGGCUGUCUCGAGAUCCUUUGCGCAAAAUUAAAUAG